AUGCCCACUUAUAAUCAAAAAUUGAUUUGUCGGCUGUUAAAUUCAUUGGAGGCAUUUACUGGCCUACUAUUCCGAAAAUAUGAACACCUUUUGUUACUUUUAAUUCAAGAAAUCAGCGGUGCUGCUGCCUUCUUCUCCGGCUUCAGAGGUUUGGCUCCAAGGAGAACUAGGCAUUUGCCGCCUUCUUCACCUCCCCAACCAGUUAGAUCUGGACCUAAUUACGAUCCAUCGGGUGUCCUUGACUCUUUUGCCGAACCCGAAACUUCGGCCGAUUAUACUUGGGGCUGGAACUACGAAGAAUUCCGCCGGAGAUUUGAUCCCGCUGUGCAGAGUCAAGGACUGCGUCGUUUACGCAAUCUCUUUUUUCCAUAUCUUGUAGAACUGCGCGCUCUUUCCAAGGCUGCGCCCUACCUUUCUCGGCUGUCUUAUUUCACUGGCUCCCCUGAGGGGGAUAAAGACACGCGAGAGGCCGUAUUUGAUUUGCUUAGCAUUAUCAGGUAG
Messenger RNA from Protopolystoma xenopodis, 501 nucleotides. Lineage: Eukaryota; Metazoa; Platyhelminthes; Monogenea; Polystomatidea; Polystomatidae. The record is from the annotation of a GenBank genome assembly.